GGCCUGUGCUGCGCUCAACGUCCAGGUGAGAAUGAUUACCCAGAAUAUGUUCAGGUGCUGUGUGCUGACAAGGGGCUUGGAAUAAUGUGCCAUGACGGUCAACUCACGAGUCAUCAAAACGUCCCUACAGUGGUCUCCGGAGGCUAUCGAGGUUCCUCUGAACGACGACUUGCGCAUCCAAAUCCUUCCCACCGUCGACGAUCUUCUUCGUGCCCGAAAACAUCAGUUUGCGGCCUUUGUUGCCUCAGAAGGCUUGCUCGUCGUUUAGGAUGACGAUCCCCUCCAUCUAAUUCCCAGAGCCAAGCAUAUCGAGUCAGCGCUCAUGCAGCUCGUAUGGAAGGACGGCAAUGAGGUUGACGACGAGGAGGAGAGUGCUCCUCCCAUGGUGGAACGAAUCGUUGAAGUCGAUGCGGAGAGCGGCGAGCCGAAACGAGAAAAGCGACCGGUUCACUUGCUCAACACCUAUCUCGUCAGCAUCACGCUCUUGAUCGUUACAGUAUCCCUUAGGUCCGCCUGGAGGCAGCUCGCUAUUGAAGUCAUGGUUGAUGGUGACUUUGUCCGUCUUGCUCUCGUCGUCCUGGCACAGGUCCAAAUCUUCUUCACUCUAUUCUUCGCUCAGGUCAUUAUCGGCUGCUUGGCUCAAAUAUUUGGACCUAUUCAACAGCUCUCGGUCAACUCAAAGUUUUACUCGGCCAAACUGCCGCCGAGGCUGCAGACCCCUACCCUGCCUCACGUUACGGUGCAGUGUCCUGUCUACAAAGAAGGCCUCGCCGGUGUCAUUGCUCCUACAGCCAAGUCGAUCAAGCACGCCAUCUCCACGUACGAGCUCCAGGGCGGUGCGACAAACAUGUUUAUCAAUGACGAUGGUCUUCAACUGAUCUCCGAGGAAGACCGCCAGGAACGAAUUGAGUUCUAUGCAGAUCACAGCAUCGGUUGGGUUGCCCGCCCUAGACACGGCGAAAACGGUUUCCAGCGCCGUGGCAAGUUCAAGAAGGCACCCAACGUGAACUUAACCCUCAUGAUCUCGUGCAAGGUGGAAGAAAAGCUUAGCCAAAUCCAGAGAUCCCCGGAAUGGUCUGAGUUCUCUACCCGGUCGCCUACUUCUCAGCAAAGCACACGGCUCAAGAAUGCAACUACGACGUCUAUGACAAGGAGUUGCUCGCCAUUAUUAAGGCAUUGGAAGAGUGGAGGCCAGAGCUCGAGGGCGCCCAGCAACCUUUCGACAUCCUCACAGAUCACAAGAAUUUGCAGACCUUCACAACCAACAAGCAGCUCAUCCAGCGCCAUAUGCGGUGGUCCCAGUUCCUGUCCCGGUUCAACUUCCUGAUCAAGUAUAUGCCGGGCUCCAAGAAUCUCCGCCCAGAUGCCUUGAGUCACAAGCCAAAUGAUCGCCCCAACGACGCAGAAGACGACAGACUCAUCGCGAGGAAGAAGGCCCUGCUAGACCCCUCAUGGUUCGAGGGGGGUUGCCUCGAGGACCCAGCCGCCAGCUUCUCCCUCUGCUUGCUGGGCAUAGACGACCUCGAAAAUGAGUCAACCGACGACCUGAUCCGCGCGAGCUACGAGACAUCCAUCUUUUUGCA
Messenger RNA from Neurospora tetraspora, 1583 nucleotides. RefSeq lists its product as uncharacterized. The record is from RefSeq and is a predicted model, not a curated record. Lineage: Eukaryota; Fungi; Ascomycota; Sordariomycetes; Sordariales; Sordariaceae. The coding region runs from base 323 to 1327 and encodes 334 amino acids. The transcript has a single exon.